Molecule: messenger RNA, 7466 nt
Organism: Amoebophrya sp. A120
Lineage: Eukaryota; Dinophyceae; Syndiniales; Amoebophryaceae
Source: the annotation of a GenBank genome assembly
UUCAUCAUCUCGAGACAGUUGUAUGAAGAAAAGAUGCAAAAGGAGCUUGAUUCGGACAAGUCUUUUCUGAAUGCAAAGGUCGCGGAUCCUUUGCCGCUGUCGUCCAGGAUGAUUGGGACGGGCAAGAGCACUUUUGCCAGCAAUGUCAACGACGGCAAGAACCGCGUGGGCCCCCACUGCCGCGGCGUCCUCGCCAGCAACUACUUUAUCCAGAAAGACCGGGCGCAGGCAACAUCUUCCCGGGUAGAAGGAGAGAGCAAGCUGCGCUCGCGUCAUGAUCUCCGCGAAAGAAGUAGUGGCGCAAAUACGAAGCCGCAUCGGGAUCAUCCCAAAGCCGGCGAAGCAGCAAAAGGAAUUAUGCUCAGUGGUCACAGAAAUAAUUCCAGUGCAUCGUCCGGCUCGGGUGGAGAUGAAAGAGCUACAGAUAGAACGACAACCGACGCAGCUAAGAACAAGGCCAGCCUUAUUGUGAGCGGCCCGAGGAACGCAUUCGGUCCCAGAAACAAGCGGUCCUGCUCGACAGGAGCCCAGAACCCAGCUACGUCGCGCUCGCGGGCGAGGAGCGCGAAGCGCAUCAAAUUCGAUAUGAAAGUGCAUAAGUCCCCCUCCCCCUCAUUUGUAUUGCAUGAACAGCAAUACAAGCGUCAGCAACAAUACAGGUUUUGCAUGACAAAUUUGGACAGGAGUCCAGUGUCAUUUGGGCUGUGCCAGAACUUGUCAUGCAAAUAGUGCCAAGAGCCAAGGCGCAUUGAAUUAGGCUCUUUGCAUGACAAAUGACGGGGAGGGGGAGUUGUGCACUUUCAAAUUCGAACAGGAAAAUGUAAAAGAGGAUGACACUGCAAAGCGAGUGGUCUUGAAUAUCAAAGUGAAAAAAGCCCCCACCCCAUAGCGGAAACGGAAGAUGCGCGAAUUUGUGAUGCUGUAUUUGAGUACACAAAUCGACUUGUAUUGCUAGAAGGCCAAGAGACGAAGCUGCGGCGUAAAUUGCAGGCAAUCUGUCAUGCUGUUUCCCACUUCCAGUUGCCUCCUGUCAUCCUCGAGCUGCAACACUUUCCCACACUAGACAGCACUACAACCCUCUAGCAUUUUUGCCCUCUAGCAUCACAAAGCUGAUUUGUGCCCACAAAUCUGCAUCACAGAUUUCCGUUUUGAUAUGGGGAGGGGGGAUUUUUCAGUGUGAUAUUGAAGAUGAAUAAAUCGAACCACCUGCAGGAGGGGGCGGACCCGGACGCUGCAAAGGACACGACCUCGGAGGUGGAAAGAAAAACCGCGGUCCGCGCAUCAAUCAAAACUAAUACGGAUCACGACCUCGACGAGACUGUUACCAUUGUUUACGCGAACCAGAAACUAGACGACAACUACGAGAAAGAACUCAUUCAUCAGCACCUCCUCUCCCCGGAGCAACGACGGAAAACCGGCUUUGCGCAAGGCGGUGACAAGGACAUUGCGGCGAAGCUCGAAAUUUUAUUGCAGUCGGAACUCCGCGAGAUUUGGCGACUAUCCUGUGCAAAAGUAUCGCACCCGUAGUAAUCGCAAACAUGGAUUACAAAUCUUUUGCUGAAGGAAAAGGUAAGUCCGCAUUACAAAUUUUAUUUUUUAUGCUGAGGAAAUCCGUAAUGCAUUUAUACGAGUGCGAUACUUUUGCAAUGCAUAGCGACGGAUCAGCGACGAGAGGCGGGAGGCUGCGGUGCGGGCAGAUUGUUUAAAAAUUUACCUAACCCAGACGACCGGAAAACUCGAUCAGAAGGGCAUCAAGGGUAUCAAAUGUAAAAGUGUCUGGGUCUGGAAGAAUGCAACUUGUCAUGCUAAAUCUGGAGCAUGCAAAAAUCUGUGUUGCAUGAUUACCAAAAGUCGUCCAGUUUUGACCAAGUCGGGAGGGAGUUUCUCAUGCAGGAUAGGCAUCAGAGAGAUCCCACAGAGUCUGUCAUGCUAGGUCCUGCAUUCCAGACCUCAUGGGCCAUGGAAAAGCUGCAUGACAAAUCGCUCAUUCUUCCAGACCCAGACGUUUUUGCAAUGCAUCAAGGGCCUAGCGCUCGGGAUCCGGGAGUGCUUUCGUAGGGAACACAACACGCUGCCGAUGUUAUUAAUCCGGCGCACAACCCAACAGCAAGAACCGCCGCGGUCCAGGUCGUCCCGGGGGCGGUCGUCCUCAGCCCGGCGUGCGAUGAAUAAAGGACCCGCUGUAUUUUUGAGUAGUACGACCCCUGCGGUAACACAGGGCAGCUCAGUACUAGUCGAUACUAUCAAGAUAUCCCACGAAAAAACUGUUUCACUGUGCUGAUUUUGCAAAAUCUGCAUCACAAGUUUGUUACGCAUGACACUGAAAAUCUGUCAUGCGGGGUUCCCAAGGGAAUACACAGCUAGAAAUCAACUGUCUUGCAUGUGUAGCAUGACACACACGUCUGCGAUCCAUUUUCUGCAUCACAAGUUCACAGUGAAACAGUUUAUUCUUGCGAUACAAGAAGACUGCAGAUGGACGAGGAUCUUCAGGUAGAUCGUCACCUGCUGCUUGCUCCGUCCCCCCGUAUGCAUUGCAAAAAUGUCUGGGUCGGGAAAGAUGCAAGGUUUGUCAUGCUUGUCUGGCAUGACUGAAAAGUCUGUGAUGCGUGUCCAAGAAGAGACCCAUUUGCUUGUCAUGCAAAGACGCAGUUUGUCAUGCGGAAAACGCAACACUGUAGCCCCGCAAAUAUUUCUCAUGCUUGGCUGUGCAUUACAGAGCACUUACUAUUCACAACUCAGCAUUACAAGUUUCCAGACCUAGACAUAUUUGCAUUUGAUACCCCUAUCAAGAAGACUGCAGCUGGAUCGUCCCCUGCUGCUUGCUCCGUCCCCCCGCGGCCAAAAACGACGUCGAAAGGUGGAGUGAACAGACCUUCAACCAGCAAUACCACCUCCGUCGCCGUUGCGAAAAAAGGCGAAGAUGACAACGGGUCGUCGUCACGCGGCUACGUCUUGUUGCAGGAGCCCGGCGUCGUGCAGAAGAUCCACUGCGCGUCGUCGGCGACCGGCCUGCCUAGUGACUAUCGAAAGGAAAAAUCCCCCCUCCCCAUAUCAAAACGGGAUACUUCUGAAAAUUUGUGAUGCCGAUUUGAGACCUCAAAUCGUCUCUGUAUUGCAAGAAGGCAAACCCAAAAACCCCGCCGCGUUCUGCAGGCAAUUGGUAAUGCUGUAUGUCCUAAGGAGGACGCGCCUGCCUUGCUAGGGGCCUACACCAAAUGGCCUCUACUCGGGCUUUGCAUCUACCUGCAGUCUUCUACUGCAAGACAAAGGCGAUUUGGGUACACAAAUCCCGCAUCACAGAUUUCCAUUUCGAUAUGGGGAGGGGGGAUUUUUCCUUUCGAUAGCGACCCGCGGCUGUUUGGUACAACAACAGCUGAUAUGACGAGCAAGAAAUAUCAAAUGUAAAAAUGUCUGGGUCUGGGAACUUGUGAUGCUGGGUAGCGUCUCAUGAUGAGGCUACAAAUGCUGGGUCAGCAUGACAAGUUUCUGAGCUCCUAGCUGUUGCCUAUUCUGCAUGACAAACUGCGCUUCUGCAUCACAGAAAAACGGAGCUCUUGGGUAACGUGCAUGACAGAUUUAAGAGUCAUGCCAGACAAGCAUGACAAACAUAUAUUCUUCCAGACCCAGACAUUUUUGCACUUGAUAAGAAAAAUCCUACGGCUACUUCUUGCGUCGAUUAUUUCACCGAAGAAAGUAGAUUCUCUUUCCCUGGUAGUAGUUCUUCUCUGUCACUACAAGAGCCGGAAGACCGAGCAGCCAACCACCUGCGGAAACGCACCACGCCGCUGCCCCCGGAAAAGCGGCACAAUGUGCUGUCGUGUUAUCCCCUGCAAGAUGAAAAGCAUCGCAGUCGUACUGGUAGUGUGGUAGCUAGUAGUCGCGGCCACGCAUGACAGAUUUAUCGUUUUGCUAUUGCCUGAUACUGAUCUUCUACCUAGCACGUUGACAAACUGCGUUUUUGUUCGUGAAGUAAAAAUUUGUAUUGCAAUUCGACUCCGAACCGCCGGAGUAAUAUUAAUGCUAUGCUGGCUGUUUUGUAGUACUCAUUCGACGACAAUUUUGAUUUUGCAAUGCAUACAUUUCCUCCGAAGUCAAUUUUGAAGAAACCAACAGCGCCAACGAUCCCGCAGUGGACGACGAGUACCGCCAGCGCAGAGGCAUAUCACAUGCAAAUAUGUCUGGGUCUGGAAGAAUGCAAGUUUGUCAUGCUUGGUCGACAAUAGAGAAAAGUCUGUCAUGCUCCGUGCGCUACAGUGCCACUUGUUUGCCAUGCAAAAAGGCAAUUUUGCCAUGCGGUUGACGCUAGAUAGAGUCGCUCAGAAACUUGUCAUGCGCUGCUUCGCAAUACAGUGUGCGUAUGAUUCGGACACUCGCAUGACAACCCAGAUAUAUUUGCAAUGCAUAAGGCAACAGGAGUAACUGCAAAGCAAACCCCCCUCGGCAUGAAAAACUACGUGCCGGAAGAACUACGAGGAACGCGCUCGGUACUACUAGAUCAGGAAGUGCAUAGCGCUGACAGGAGCUGCUCCUGCAGCGCCAUGACCCGAAGAAACGGGCCUCAAGACGUCGGAGAUGGAGGAGACGCUUUUUUGAAUAACGCUUGCACAGCACGACGACGAACAAGUGAGACAGGACAACUUCUCACGUCGGCAGAUGUUGCACGUGCACAUACAACAAACUAUAAUGGACGCUGCGCGGCCGCGGGAGUAUCAUCAACAAGCGAUCGAACGCCAGCAUUCGUGAAGGUGGACGUGCAAGAAAAGGUGGAUGAGGCCCCGGCCUUUCAACCACCACGAUCAUCUUCUUCACGCCCGGAAGAAGUUGCAGAGCGUGGUCCACUGUCCUUUAUUCCGAGAGUCGAUUUCUCAUCCAUUUUGACCCGUCUCCCGGAAUCUGUUAUCAUGAAAAGUGCUAAAAGCGGAGGAAGCAGGAGUAGUCUUCCCGGCUGUAGUCUGAAAGAGGAGGAAGCCGGUGGCAGUGCUGCAACGCGAGAAGCAAAGAGCUUCGAGCAAACGCGUUCAGCUUGUGCUGGCGCCAUAGAGGAGCAGGACACGACCACGAGGACAAUAUUAACCGGAGCUGGGUUGUCCUCGCUACGCCUUCACGACCCGCCGUCUGAAUAUCAACUGCAAAAAUGUCUGGGUCUGGAAACUUGUAAUGCUGCGUUGGGAAUAGUGAAUGCUCUGUAAUGCACAAGCGAGCAUGAGAAAUAUCUGCGCUUCUCUGCGUUGCGUUUUUCGCAUGACAAACUGCGUUUUUGCAUGACAGGCAGAAGGGUCUCUUCUUGGACACGCAUCACAAACUUUUUGGUCAUGCCGGACAGGCAUGACAAAUCUCAGACAUAUUUGCAUUUCAUACUGAAGACAAGUCUACAACUCCGAGCCCCGUCGAAGACGAGGAUAUGGAGAUGGAGUUCUCAAACGUUACAUUCUCAACUGUUACAGGAAUUUGUCAUGCAAAACUACCGUAAGCCGCAAGAAGAGCAAGCUGCUUCGCAUGACAAAUCUUCGGAGGCCUAAACAGCAUCUAAAUCUGUGCCAAGUCUGUGAUGCGAAAGCAGCAAGCUUGCCCCUUUGACGGUUGCGGUUCUUGUGAAGCUGUACAAACGGGUACCCCUGACGGUACGGGCCCUCUUAUACAAAAUAUGUUCAUGAGUAAACAGGAAAAGUGUACAAAAAAGGCACGAAAUUGUAGAAAAGAGAAGACGGACGGGGCUGUGCAACGGGGCACCUCCGAACACGGAUUUGUAUAGGAAACAGCGAAAAGAGAGACGUAGUCAGAGAUGGAAAGUGGAAAAGCAUGUCGGCUGAGCAGCCGCGCACCAGCGCGCGCGCGCGCGACUUGAUGUUGUGAGUGGGAACACGGGCGCUGCAGUGCAUGCCGGGGCAGGGAGGGCAGCAUAGUUUUACGAGGGGCAGACUUAUUGAUGUAGGCAAGCGAAGUGCUUGGCUAUGGCGGCGCCGUGCUCACGAAGGCCUGUAGAUCUAUUGACGACGGGCGCGGUGGCAGCGCGCGCCGUUUACAUAGUUGUCAUGCAGAGUUGGGCCCUGUACAAAACGGACCGACCUGUUGAUCACGGGGCCUCCGGAGAUUCCCGUCGGGCCUGUGUAUUUGGUAACCCUGUACGGUGCGAACGGGUACCUUUGGCGGCACAUACGUUUGUAUAAAAAAUGCAGAUUUCGGCUGUUUUCCAAUAGCAUAAUUUGUUUGCAGGUGCCUGUUUGUACUGGGGGCCCCGUACAGUACGGGGGCUCCGUCCCCACUGUGACACUUGCAUUACAAAUUCAUGUAAAAGCUGAGAAUGUAACGUUUGAGAGUCCCAUAGAGGAGCAAAAGCGGCUGGACGAGCUGUACGCCGUGGCGUAUGCGGAGAUGUUCGGAAACACCAACUUAUGAGAGUGCACAAGAACCCCCCCUCCCCCUCAUUUGUCAUGCCAAAUUCCCAAGGCUAUUGCUGCGCUGUGGGACUGUUUGCAUGACAAAUUCCGGAAGCCCAAAGAACAGUCCUACACUAGGCACAUGACUUUGUCAUGCACAGGCUCCAUGUGCGGUGGUGUUUGUAUUGCUGUCCAUGCAAAAAUACAAAUGAGGGGGAGGGGAAGUUGUGCACCCCCAUACGGCUUUUGGCAAGAGCAGAAACCCGCGGAAAGAACGGGGAAGGAAGCGGAACGCGAACACAACGACGAAAUCAUAAGAACAUCGGGUGGUUAUCAAAUGUAAAAAUGUCUGGGUCUGGAAGGUUGCAAGACUUGCCAUGCAGGUUUUCCAUGACGCGCGAGGUCUGUCAUACACGACCGAGCAUGACAGAUUCUGUGCGACCUCUAUCAUGCCUAUCCUGCAUGAGAAACUGCCUCUCGAUUAGGUCAAAAGUGGAAAGCUUUUGGCACUCAUGCAACACAGAUUUUUGCAUGAUUCGGAUUUAGCAUGACAAGUUGCAAUCUUCCAGACCCAGACAGUUUUGCAAUGCAUAGUGGUGGUCCAACUACUAUUGGAAAAUUUUUUUCAAGCGCCAGGACCGCCGUCGAGGACGGCAGCAAGAACAAAACUGCCCGAGAAGAUAUCAAAAGAAAAAAGUUCGUCACGAUCACUCACGGGCAUUUUUGCAAGACAAAAUUGUCUGUCAUGCGUAAAAAUGCAUCACAGCCUCACUUCAUAAGGGAUUUCCCUAGUGUUUCUGCAAUACAAGGAGAGGUUGUGAUGCAAAAAAAAUUUGUAAUGCAAAACCUGCAACUUAGUGACUGUGACAAACUUUUUUCUCUCCAUAGAAGAUGAUCAUCAUCUAUGCAUUGCAAAUAUCGAUCUGAGUCUGAAACUGAAUCUGGAAGCAUUCAAGUGGUUUGUCAUGCUUCUCUGCCAUCGGACAAAAAGAUGGUUCUAUCUGUAGUGACGCAAAAGCGCAAGAAACUGCAAUUAUGCGGAAUACGCAACACAAAGCAGCUCAAAAACUUCUCAUGCUUGUUGGCCAC